AUUUGAGGUGCUUGGUGGGUUGAGGUUAGAUACUGAGAGAUAAUAUGAGAAAGCUGGUGAGAGUCAGAGGUGGUGAGGAGGAUGUGAGUAGAAAAAUGAAAUACCUGUUGCAGAAGUCAUGUUUUAAAAACGUAUCUGAUCAAACAACUCCCACUCCUAAAGCAUCACAUCAUCACUUUUGUCUGUUCAAAUGUUUUAGUCACACCCAUCUCCACCCAACAUGGAGGGAAAAAACCCCUCAGGCAUACAGUACUACUGAGUGAGGAAACGAAACAAAUUUAAACCAGCCCGCCUCUUUCUGCUCAGACAUGUCUCGUAUCCCAGUACAGAUGAAUCGCCUCUGCUGUCGGAUCUGCAGCGGGGUCCUCAGGGACCCCGCGACUGUUCCCUGCGGACACAACUUCUGCAUGCAGUGCAUCCAGAGCUGCUGGGACCGGGACAAGAGGGAAAACUGUCCCUGCCGCUGCCCCGAGUGCGGUCAUAUGUUUCCCACCACGCCUCAGCUGAUCAAGAACACAACUCUGGCGCAGCUGGUGAGAGACACGGAAAAGUUUGACAGUGGCACUGAGAGGACGAGGCAGCGGCGGCUGUCUGGAGAGUCCCCGCACGCUCCGAAGAGACCCCGGAGAUUUACGGUGACAGGAACAGGAAGCGCGUUGUGUUUAAGACACAGAAGCCCCCUGGAUGUUUACUGCUGCACCGACGAGCGGACUAUCUGUGCGGUCUGUGCAUCGGUUGAGCAUGGAGGACACAGGAUUGGCUGUGUGGGAGAGGAACGGAGGAGGAAGCAGGAGGAGCUGGAGAACACGCAGACAAGAUCCAAACAGAUUCUCCAGAAACAAACAAAGAAACUGAAGAACGUGGGGAAGAUGCUCGACCAGAUUCAGGAGGAGGCCAGACGAGCAGAGGACUACUGUGAGGCCGUGGUGGUCAGUGUCAUCGAAUCCCUCCAGAAACAUUACCUGUCGGUGAGGGAGCUGAUCGGAGCUCAGGAGGAGGUGGCGGUGGCUCAGGUCCACACCUCCGUACGGACCCUGAUGGAGAAGAUGGAGGAGAUGAAGGAGAGGGAGGCUGAGCUGGAUCGUCUCGCGCAGACUGACAACGAUGUCCGUUUCCUGCAGGAAUGGCCGUCACUGCAGCGUCUCUGUGAAAAAGACCACUUCCACCUUCUCCACGAAGAGGAUCCACUCGUCCCCUUUAGGAUUACAAAGAGAGCUGUUGAACAACUGGGGAAGCAGCUGGAGGAGAUUUGUGAGAAAGAAUUUGCCUUAAUUACUGAAAUGGCUGACAGUGGAGAGCAACAGGAGUCAACAGAAGAGACAGAGGAGGAUGACACACAGCAAGGAUGUGAAGCCAGCAUCUCACAAUCCCAUGUUUUCCCUGGAGCUGUCGUCGCUGUGACAGAGCAGGACGUGGAGCCCACAACCAGAGCAGAGUUUCUACGCUAUGCAUGUGAGCUCACCCUGGACCCCACCACAGCCCACGAGGACCUGGUCGUUUCUGAGGGAGAUAAAAAGGUGAAGCUGAGCCCUCAGUUAGUGAGGAACUCUGCUAUUCGCUACCCAGAGAGGUUUGUCCACAGGCGGCAGGUGCUGUGCAGGGAAGGACUGCAGGCCGAGCGCUGCUACUAUGAGAUAGAGGUGGAGGGGGGCAAGGCUGAGAUCGCCCUCGCCUACAGAGGAAUAGACAGAAAAUCCCGGGGCAGGCUGUCAGCGUUUGGGGGCAGCAAAAAUUCCUGGAGUCUCGAUCGAUCCACAAACUACUCUAUGAGUCACAACAGCGGCAGCGUCCAGCUCACAACGUCCCCCGGUCAUAACAGGAUCGGGGUUUAUCUGAAGUUCAGAGAGGGAACUCUGACGUUCUACGAGGUGUCAGACUGCAUGAAGUUUCUUUACAGGGCUGAGGCCAUGUUCACAGAGCCGCUGUGUCCAGGCUUCUGGCUCGGAGAGAAAUGUUGCAUCAGGAUCUCUGAUUUGAGACAGGGCGGACUAUAAACGACUGAGGCUGAGUUAGAUGCUGGGUUACACAGUCACUUCCUUCUAGUUUGUAGCAGACUUCCUUUAACCUUUCCUGACUUAGAAAACAUUUCUGACAAUGCAAUAAUCACAUUUCCAAUGUAAACUUAAUCAUUCACUUUUUACUAUGACAGAUUUAUGACUCAGUCGUG
Messenger RNA from Lates calcarifer (barramundi perch), 2167 nucleotides. Its product is annotated as tripartite motif-containing protein 16. The transcript is spliced from 7 exons. The record is from RefSeq and is a predicted model, not a curated record. Gene Ontology annotation, molecular function: zinc ion binding; protein binding. NCBI's taxonomy places the organism in Eukaryota, Metazoa, Chordata, Actinopteri, Centropomidae. The coding region runs from base 309 to 1994 and encodes 561 amino acids.